Contarinia nasturtii (swede midge) is the source of this 1455-nucleotide messenger RNA. It is a transcript of the gene caz, whose product is annotated as RNA-binding protein cabeza. Bases 194 to 1345 code for a protein of 383 amino acids. The record is from RefSeq and is a predicted model, not a curated record. The transcript has 8 exons. Lineage: Eukaryota; Metazoa; Arthropoda; Insecta; Diptera; Cecidomyiidae. Gene Ontology annotation, cellular component: nucleus. Gene Ontology annotation, molecular function: RNA binding; transcription coregulator activity. Gene Ontology annotation, biological process: regulation of DNA-templated transcription.
CGCUUUCCAAAAGUCUGCAGUCAAAACAUCGCCAUUUUCUAAGCAAAUCACUCUUAAUUUACUUGCGCGUUUGUACGAAAGUGUAUUAAUAAGUUUUCGUGUAAAGCAGGAAUUUUCCGUGUAAUUAUAUCAGAAAUAAGCUGAAAUUGUGUUUUAUUUCAACGGGACGUAAAGCGAAAGCAUAAAAUAUAAUAUGGGCGAUUAUUAUGGCUAUGGAAACGGCGGCUCAGGUGGCGGCUCAAGCGGUGGUGCACCAACACCAAACUUCUCUGUUCCACCACCAAACUUUAGCAAAGGACCGAAUUACCAAAACCAAAAUUCACAGCAAAACAGCUAUGGACCACCACCACCGCAAGGUAAUUGGGGUCCAAAUCAAUCUCGCAACGAUGAUAGCUCUGGCUACGGAAGCGGAAACUACAAUAAUCAAGGGCGCAAUAAUCAAGGAAAUCGUGGUGGUGGUGGUGGCGGCGCUGGUAAUUUUGGAAACAGCCAACGUAAUGAGAGCGGCUACAACGAUCGUAAAAAUAAUUUCAGCGGCGGCAGUGUCAACAAGAGUGGUUAUAAUAAAGCAGGUGGAUAUGAUAGCAGCAACGAUAACAUGAUCAUUCAGGAAGACACAAUUUUUGUCAGUGGAAUGAGUUCACAAACAACUGAAGAAGACAUCGCAUGUCACUUUGGUGCAAUCGGUAUUAUUAAGAAAGAUAAGAAGACAAUGAAGCCCAAAAUUUGGCUGUAUCGUAACAAAGAGACCGGUGAAUCGAAAGGAGAAGCCACAAUUACUUACGAUGACUCAAAUGCCGCCAAAUCAGCCAUAUCGUGGUUUGACAAUAAAGAUUUCAAUGGAGCCAACAUUCACGUCUCAUUGGCACAGCGUCAAAAUAACUGGCAAAAGGGCGGCAAUUUCCGUAGUAAUCCGCGCGGUGGUGGUGGUGCUGGUGGACCACCAGGUGGAAACAGGGAUGGCGGCUCAGGUGGAAAUCGUGGUGGUUUCAAUCGAGACCAUAGUGCUAGUGGCGCUAGAAAUGAUGACCGACGCAGCCAAGGCAUUUCAGGUGGUGGUGGUGGUGGUGGUGGCGGCUUUGGCCGAAAUCAACGCGAUGGUGAUUGGACGUGUAGCAGUUGUAACAACACGAAUUUUGCCUGGAGAAAUGAGUGUAAUCGGUGUAAAGAACCAAAGAGUGGUGCAGGUGGUGGCAUGACCGGAGGAGGUAGUGGUAACAGCAGCUUCCGUCAAGGUGGUGCAGGUGGACCACCACGUGGGGGAAAUUCAAAUUUCAACAGACGAGAUCAAGGACCUAUGCGCGGUGCUGGUGACCGUGGUAACGACCGUAACCGCCCGUACUAAGAUACACCGAAUAUUUUUUUUAUCUUAUGAAAGAUUCAUUCAUACAUAAUAAUUGACAUUUUGCGAACAUCAGUUUAUUCUGGGAAAUAAAUAUCACAAUUUUCACCAAA